CGCACGUCAGUCAGUCCGCCCCAUUCGGCCAGAUCAGUCGCAUAUUUCGUAGCGUCGCACCGAGCCAAAAAAAAAAAAAACAAAAAAAAGUUCCGUUUUUCUUUUUCAGAAUUUUUUCUGUUGUUUUUGUUUCUUCAAUUCUGCGCUUCGUUUGUUUUCUAAGAAAAGAAAGAAAAAGAGUGCAGUGUGUUUCAUCAACGACGUCGUUCCGUUUUUGCACAAUCAGCAGUGAAUUACAAUCUCUCUCUUGACUUCUGGGGUAAAGCCCCUAGAAUUUGAAAAAAAAGGCCCAAUAGAAAAGAAAAUUACGACAUUUUGACACGUAAUAGCCUUCAAUGCCUUUAUCAGUCGCAAUGCCGUGCGGAUUCGAAGAGAAUUUGAUGGAUUUCGAAUGUAGUGGUGGAGUGGCGGGAAGUUGGGGUGGCAGUAGCCACACAGUGACAGACUUUGACCAUCCCGAUCCACUCCUGAUGGUUUCUCUCAGCAACAAGGAACAGUUGAAUUGCACCAACGACGGAAUAGGAGCAAUUGCAGGAUCGAAAACGGAUUCGUCUUCUUGGUGUCGAAGCAACAGCCGUCCGUCAUCCAUGAGCGGAUUAGCCGGAAGCGGAUCAUCAUCAUCGGGAGGAGGUACGAACGGAUUGAGUUCAUCGUCCUACUGCCGCCGGCUGGGUUCGGCUACAACCAGCAGCAGUCGGCGUAGCGCCACUUUCCAGCUGUGGAGUCCGCGCUUGAGGCUGCGCGAUGAACGCAAACGCGUCCUCAAACUGUCGCUGGCCAAAUUGAGGCGGAUUGACGACGCGGAAUCGUGUCUGAGACGAUCCGUCUUGCUCAACAAUACGCUCAGGCGGCUGCAGCGCGAGGCCAGGGACGAGAAAACGACGGGAGUGAAUCAUCAGAUGGGCCCGUCGCCCGACUGCGCCAGUCGGCUCCAUCAUCCGGCCGUGCGGCUGGAACAAGCGGAUAAUAACGGGCACGAAUUGCAGAUGACGAGGUCGCUGUUGAGCUGCGACGAACUGCCCGUCUCGUCGGCCGAUUUGACGCUGGAAACGGCCAACGGGCAAUCACGAGCGGCGUCGAUUAAAAGGCGGCGGACGUCGGCUGACGUCACGGACGACUUGUCCAUCCCGUCGUCGCUCGAGUCGUCGUCGUGCGGAUUGAACUUUAGCGAUUUAUACCUUCCACCUACACCGCGCAUGAUCUCCUCACUGGAAGACGAGGAAGAGGCCGAGGCGUGGCAGUGCGUCAAGAGGCCAAAGAUUGCCGCCGCCGGAAAUGACGUCAGUGGGCGGAAUCGACCCGCUUUACGUCCGUGUAAUUCUUUACCGUCACCGGCGACGUCACCGUCCACCGGUUCGUCUGUGACGUCGUCAUCGUCGGCCAAUCAAAACAAUUCGCCCAUUCUCACCGGAUACACGUCGUGUUCCGGCCUCUCGCUGGUCACGUCCAACUCUUCCGCAGCCGCUUCCGCCCAGCAGUCGACCUACUCGUGUGGGCAAUCGUCGCUCUUUGGCGAACUUCAGUCGGUCGUCUUCCACUCACUCAUCACCUCUUUGGAAUCGUAGAGCAGACGAACCACUUCCAGCCGGUCAGUUAACCCGUUAACGCAUUAACAAGAAGAUGGAGAUAAAAAACCAACCGCCGUGUGUGUCUUUAUUGACCGCCAUCAUCAUCAUAUGAUACCCGUGUCCUGUCCUUUUUUUUUUUUUUAUAUGGCCCUCCUCCUAUUCCCCGUUCUUCCGGUUAUUGAUUCCGGUCCUUCCCACCCACCCCCCUUUUUUCUAUACUAUUCAUUUUCUGUUGAGCGCGCAGCAGACUGGGGGGGGGGGGAUCCACACGCACUAUUUUUUUUUUUUUUAGGGUGGAAGGUGUGUGUGUGUGUGUUGCUAUCCAUCGUCAAGAUAUCCGGAAUGUGAAAGAAAAUGUUCUUAACCCUGCCGGAAUUCCGGAAUCUGCGCACAUGGUGCCAUCUUUCUUUUUUUUUUUUUUUUUUUAAAUAAUGAAAAUGACCCGGAAUUCCGGCCAUUUCUCUCCAUUGAUUGGAUUCCUCCCUCUCUUGUAAAUAAUAUAACACACACACACAGCUACAUACGUAUAUCGUUAUUCUAAUAAUCUCUGGUCUAUUUUCAAAUUGCAUUAAAGCAAAAAAAAAAAAAAAAAAGGACAAAAAAAAUUUUUUUGAUUUAAAAUGUUUACCCCC
Daphnia carinata is the source of this 2200-nucleotide messenger RNA. RefSeq lists its product as uncharacterized. NCBI's taxonomy places the organism in Eukaryota, Metazoa, Arthropoda, Branchiopoda, Diplostraca, Daphniidae. Bases 336 to 1565 code for a protein of 409 amino acids. The record is from RefSeq and is a predicted model, not a curated record. The transcript is spliced from 2 exons.